Messenger RNA from Nanorana parkeri, 3446 nucleotides. It is a transcript of the gene ZC3H12B, whose product is annotated as zinc finger CCCH-type containing 12B. NCBI's taxonomy places the organism in Eukaryota, Metazoa, Chordata, Amphibia, Anura, Dicroglossidae. Gene Ontology annotation, molecular function: mRNA binding; RNA endonuclease activity; metal ion binding. Gene Ontology annotation, cellular component: nucleus; cytoplasmic ribonucleoprotein granule. The transcript is spliced from 6 exons. The record is from RefSeq and is a predicted model, not a curated record. Bases 159 to 2723 code for a protein of 854 amino acids.
CAUUGCACCCACAUCUCAGCACUUCCCCUGCAAGAGUUUGGAUUUCCGACAUGGAGAGAAUCUUGCUCUUGAUUGAAAAUGCCAUUAAAUCCACAUAAUUAGUAGUGUUGAUAAAGCAAAAGGGGAGCCUUGUGAUCUCUAGACAUCUGCUAAACGUGAUGACGGCCUGGUCCAUGGUCAGAAAACUGGAAAUGGAAAAGAAGAGGCCGUCCAAAGAAGAAAGGGCGGCUGCAAGUGAGAUGGAAUAUGAGAUGGGAGACUGCAGUGGAGAAUCUGAUGAAUGGACCAGCUCUGAGAGUGAAGCCGAACAGCAGGGGGAAAAAAGUGCCAUCAGCAGCUAUGUUAACACUCUUUUUCAAGGCAUAGACAUUUCCAGCAAGCCCCACAGACAACUCUGCAGAUCCCCGUGUCUGGACCGUCCCAGCUUCUCUCAGAGCAGUAUUCAAGUUCCUCUUGAACAAGCAGCAAAGACGGAAGAUGCUAAGAGCAGCCUAGACCGAGAGUAUCAAGCAAAAAUGGACUUUUCCCUAAAGUUGGGCUACAAUGGAGAACAAAUCCAAUCUGUCCUUAACAAGUUGGGAGCAGAUGCUCUUAUUAACGAUGUCCUAGCUGAGCUGGUGAGGCUAGGUAAUAAGGGGGAAUCUGAGGCACAGACUAGUGGAGGCAGUUUGAGUAGCAAUCUUGUACCUAGAGGCCCAUGCACCAAAGAAAUAGCAACUCCCGAACUGUCUUUAGAAGAUGAUGUUGUUGACAGUUCGGAUAACCUCAGACCAAUCGUCAUUGAUGGAAGUAAUGUAGCAAUGAGCCAUGGCAAUAAAGAGGUCUUCUCAUGCCGAGGAAUACAACUGGCUGUGGAAUGGUUUCUGGAGAAAGGCCACAAAGAUAUCACUGUCUUUGUACCAGCUUGGAGAAAGGAGCAGUCAAGACCUGAUGCUCCCAUUGCUGACCAGGAGGUUCUUCGGAAGCUGGAAAAGGAGAAGAUUCUUGUGUUUACACCAUCCCGCCGGGUGCAGGGUCGCAGAGUGGUUUGCUAUGAUGACCGUUUCAUAGUCAAGCUGUCCUUUGAUUCUGAUGGAAUAAGUGUAUCUAAUGAUAACUACCGAGACCUCCAGAAUGAGAAGCCUGAGUGGAAGAAGUUUAUUGAAGAGAGACUUCUUAUGUAUUCAUUUGUCAAUGACAAGUUUAUGCCACCUGAUGACCCACUAGGAAGGCAUGGUCCCAGUCUAGAAAAUUUCCUACGUAAAAAGCCUGUGGUUCCGGAGCAUAAGAAGCAACCAUGUCCCUAUGGGAAGAAAUGUACGUAUGGACACAAAUGUAAAUACUACCACCCUGAGAGAGCGAACCAGCCUCUGCGAUCAGUUGCUGAUGAACUCAGAAUAAGUGCAAAACUGUCAGCGGUCAAGACAAUGAGUGAAGGUGCGUUAGUAAAAUGUGGGAUGGGCCCAUCUAAUUCCAAGGGAGAUGGAUCCAUGGAAACAAAGCGAAUUGCUCCUAAAAGACAAUCUGAUCCUAGUAUUCGUUCUGUGGCUUUGGAGCCAGAACAUAGGCUAUCAGCAGCCCGCAAAUCAGAGGCCAACUCUGUGCCAUCACUUGUAUCUGCCUUGAGUGUGCCAACUCUGCCACCUCCUAAGUGUCAUGCUGUAAGUGCUUUGAACACACGUUCGGCAAGCAGCCCUGUGCCUGGAUCAUCGCAGUUCUCCCACCAGAAAUCCUCCUUGGAGCACAUGACAAGUGUUCACUAUCCACCAAUACUGGUCACCAACAGCCAUGGCAAUUCUGUCAGUUACGCUGAGGAGUAUCCAAAAUAUGAAUCUCUGGGAGACCAUGGUUACUACUCAAUGCUAAGUGACUUCUCUAAUUUGAGCAUCAGCAAUAUGCACAGCUCUGACUACUACAACGCAGAGCAGGACCGAGCAGCGUUUUCAAGGAACUCCAGCCCAUGUCCAGAUAGUUGCAUGAGUCACAACAGCAGUGACUCCUAUUCUUCAUACAGUGACCUCUAUUUGGGCAUCUCAGAUCCAGGACCUGAAGACACCGUCAAACACCAAAGGCCACCUCCACAGAAUAGAUGGCAGCCAUUUGCACAUGGCUACCAUGAAGCUUUAACACGAGUUCAGAGCUACGGUCAGGAGGAGCCCAUGCAAAAUUCCCGGAAGCAGUCCUCUUCACAUUUGGCUCUGCAUCUACAACAUCCACUUGUUGGGGCACGGUCAAGCUGUCCUGGAGAUUACCCAGCGCCAGAGAAUAUGCACCCUUCUGCCAACGCUCAGCCUGGGAGAGCAUUGGUCAUGACUAGAAUGGAUAGCAUAUCAGACUCCCGUCUUUAUGAGAGUAACCCCAUGCGGCAAAGAAGACCUCCACUGUGCCGUGAACAACAUGCUAGCUGGGACCCUUUACCUUGCCCCAGGGACUCCUAUAAUUACCACUCGUACCCACUUAGUAAUAGUCUCAUGCAGCCAUGCUAUGAACCAGUCAUGGUAAGAAGCAUGCCUGAGAAGAUGGAACAGCUCUGGAGAUCUCCUCACUGGCCUUCUAUGGCCAGUGACCAUAGAGAGCAACACAUCAUUCCAGAGCAUCAGUAUCAGACUUACAAAAACCUGUGUAACAUCUUUCCUCCAGGGGUGGUACUCUCUGUCAUGGAGAAGAACCCACACUUGACCGAUGCCCAGCAGCUUGCAGCGAUUAUUGUUUCAAGGUUACGAUCAGGUCAACACCACUGUUAAUAUCAUCCCUUAAUGCCUGGACAAUAGUAUCUAUUGAUCAAGUUGCCUGAAUAAAACCUGGCAGUGUUUUUCACAUUUAGCUUUCUCCGAUGACCUAUUGAUCAGUUGUUUUUUUUUUUUUUCUUGCCACCAUUUAAACUUUUUAUUAAGACGAUUUAACUUUUAUUUAUUUUUUAAAACUUUAUGAUCUUUACAGCAUUCCCAAAGGAGUGCAUAUUUUAUUGUAUAGAUAUAUCUAUCCCUGCUAGACCUGUGUGACAGGUUAAACCUCAGUUCCUUGGAAGGCAAAGUCACUGAUUCCUAUUCUUAAUAAAGAGGAUAGAAGGGUCAGUCAAUCUCUCCAAUGCUGGAGAUCCCAGCACAUCAUCAAAGCACAUGAGUUGCUUGCACCAUGUUAAGUUCAGCUGUUCACAAAAAACACCUGUUCAUAUUGUUAGCAAUUAUAUUGCAUGCCUAUGUGUGUAUUUGCAGUUUCAAUCAGUACAACUGUGUACAUAGGUAGUUCCUUUUCUGUAUUGUUCAACAAAAUUGCUGCCUUUUGUUUAAAAGAAGGUUUUGUUUGCACAAGGAAAAUGUAUUGCUGGACUCUUCGCUCUUUGAUGUAUCUUUCAGAGGUCAUCAAUACAUUUCCAUGUUGCAAUGCAUUGAUGUACUACAGAUUUUAUAUUUGCACAAAAUGAAUUUGUUUGUUUUUUCUUUUUUUGCACAAUUUUUCGGCAGGUC